AUGGACAUGUUAAAUGAAUACGGGAUGAGUGGAAGUAAGCCCAACAGCGUUCCCAUAGAUCAAAAUCAUGUUUUGACAACUCUCACCAAGUCAAAGCCUGUGGAUAUCACACAGUAUCAACAACUGAUAGGAAAAUUAAUUUAUCUAUCACAUACAAGACCGGACAUUGCCUAUUCGGUUCAUUACUUGUCUCAGUUUAUGCAUAAGCCAACUGAGGCUCAUACCCAAAUUGCCUUCAAGGUUCUACGCUACUUGAAAAGUGCACCAGGUACUGGCAUUCUUUUUCAAAAGAGUAGCACGUUUCAUUUAACAGCCUUUGCAGAUUCGGACUGGGCCAAAUGUGUUGAAAGCCGCAGAUCUGUCACCGGCUUUUGUAUAUUCCUUGGAAGCUCAUUGAUCACCUGGAAAAGCAAAAAGCAAAACGUUGUCUCAAGAUCCUCUGCCGAAGCAGAAUAUCGAUCUAUGUGCAAUGCUACAUGUGAAGUCUUAUGGUUGUUAAACAUCUUAAGGGAACUAAAACUGGAUGUGGAUAUUCCUAUUGUGCUGAAAUGUGACAACACAGCAGCUUUAUCCAUUGCUGCUAACCCUGUCUUUCAUGACAGAACGAAACAUUUCGAGGUGGACCUCUUUUUUUGCGAGAAAAAAUUGCUUCAGGCUUAA
Messenger RNA from Helianthus annuus (common sunflower), 660 nucleotides. Its product is annotated as secreted RxLR effector protein 161-like. The transcript has a single exon. The record is from RefSeq and is a predicted model, not a curated record. Bases 1 to 660 code for a protein of 219 amino acids. NCBI's taxonomy places the organism in Eukaryota, Viridiplantae, Streptophyta, Magnoliopsida, Asterales, Asteraceae.